CAGACCAACCAUAGUUCGAAAGCAAUACACAGAACAACACCCUUCGGUACACAAAGGGAUUCCAAGUGUUCAUUAAAAUGAAGAUUACUUGCGUUCUUGUCCUUGUCUGUGCUUUGUGGGAGGUGAAAGGAUAUCCCCAUCCCUUCUACGGAAGUAACUUUGACACGAUUUCUUAUGGCUCCGCCGACAGCAGCCGUGGUGGUAUGGUGUUAAGCCGUUACUACAACCCAUACUACAACAAACGCGCCGUUGGUGGUGGAAUGGCAGCUUUUAUGUUCAGGCCCGAAGAACAAUAUCAGCCUCAAACCAGCCAAUAUUACUUGCCUGACAGACGUCGCCAAACUCAGCCGGAGUUGAACUACUCGCCUCAACAAAACGAGGUCUAUUAUCCACAAGUUCCUGAACAAUCCGAGCAAAUUCCAAUUCCAGAGCAACCAGUGGCAAUCCCCGAGCAAGCAGUACCCCAACCAGAGGUUCCAGUAGUAACAGAAGCCUCCAUCGCCGACCCAACAGAAAAAUCCGAACUUUUGACAACCACAUUGAAAGCGGUUAUCGAACCAGAAUUAGCAGAACCUGAGUCGGAAGAAAUUCCCAAACCAGUAUCCGCACCCAGAAAACGUGUGACAAAGAAGAAACAAGUAAAACGGCCAGUAGAUGAUGAAGAAGAAGAGGGUGGUGAAGAUUACCCCAGAAUGCCGUCCGGAGCGUACUUCCCAAUGUUCUUCGGUUGGGGUGGAAGGUCAGCUGGCGCUCCCAGUGGUGCCACUGCAAUAGCGAAUGCCUUCAGUACCGGAAGAGGGGGUGUAGCUACCAGCCACGCCACAGCGUACGGACCCCCAAAACCGGACAGUAAAUUGUAAAUUUCGUUAAAACAUUAUAUAUCGUUGAUUUAAGUUUAACGCCAUCUAGCACAUUCCAUCAGAAGUGAGCAGGUUCAAUAAUUUAGAUCUGCUCGCUCAAGUUGCCGUUAAGUUAAUUCAUUCUGUAGUCACAGAUGGCAUAUAUUUUAAAAGAAGUAAAAUGUAUAUUUUUAAAAAGUUUUAUUAAUGAUUUUAUUAUUGUUAAAAAUAUUAAUAAACUGAAUCUUCAAUAUUUGUUGUACACAAUAAAUCGAUUUUUAUAAUA
Molecule: messenger RNA, 1125 nt
Organism: Danaus plexippus (monarch butterfly)
Lineage: Eukaryota; Metazoa; Arthropoda; Insecta; Lepidoptera; Nymphalidae
Exons: 2
Coding region: 78-860 (260 amino acids)
Source: RefSeq, a predicted model, not a curated record